Messenger RNA from Musa acuminata subsp. malaccensis (wild Malaysian banana), 1542 nucleotides. Its product is annotated as thioredoxin-like fold domain-containing protein MRL7L homolog, chloroplastic. Gene Ontology annotation, cellular component: chloroplast stroma. NCBI's taxonomy places the organism in Eukaryota, Viridiplantae, Streptophyta, Magnoliopsida, Zingiberales, Musaceae. The record is from RefSeq and is a predicted model, not a curated record. Gene Ontology annotation, biological process: regulation of DNA-templated transcription; chloroplast organization.
UUUAUGUGGAGGCCAUCCCCGCUUCGGUUCCUCUGUCCGCGAAGACAAGCUGGGCUUCGUGUUCGACGCCGUCGCCUUCCUUCCCUUCCGCCUCCACUGCAAGAUCACUACUUCUCACGGUUAUCGUCCCCAAGAACAAAGACCACAGACACCAACUCGAAUUGCUGCGAUCUCUGCUGCAAUCUCGGUGUUGUUAGGUCAUGGCGGCACCGCACUGCUUGUUGCUCUUCAGGUGUUCUACACAAGUUCCAAGAGAAGCAACCCGUCUUUGUCUUCCUCCUCUUUGCGCUCGUUCGCCUGCCCGACGCCAGAUGAGACACGCGCGCUUGGGCUCACCUUCACUAGUUUCUGUCGGUCUCUGUUUCGCCAAGCCUUGUACAACGGCAAGAGCUUCUAAAGCGGUCGAGCUAGUACUUGGCGAUGGGAGAGACGAGGAAGAUGCACGUAGAUGGAACUCCGCCAAGACAGAGAGUGACGAGAGCGACGAGGAUGAAGACGAGGAUGGCCCAUCACUCAUGAGUGAGGAUGAGAGGAAGGAAAUGAGGAGGAAGAUAAGAGAGGUGCUCGACACGAACCUGAACGUCGAGGAGGAAACCGACCCAGUCCAAAGGAGAAUCAAGAUGCAGAAGCUCUUGGCAGACUACCCGUUGGUGGUUGAAGAGGAAGAUCCCAACUGGCCUGAGGACGCCGAUGGCCGGGGAUUCAACCUUGAUCAGUUCUUCAACAAGAUCACCAUCAAGAAUGUCAGGAACGACGAUGAUGACUACAAUUACGACAGCGAUAAGGAGGUCGUGUGGCAGGACGACAAUUACAUUCGGCCCAUCAAAGACAUCACAGCAAGAGAGUGGGAGGAUACUGUGUUCAAGGACUUCAACCCUCUGGUUAUUCUUGUCCAUAACCGAUACAGAAGGCCUCGAGAGAACGAGCAGGCCAGGAAUGAGCUAGAGAGAGCGGUGGAGAUGUUCUGGGAGUCUGGAUUGCCUUCACCGAGGUGUGUAGCCAUUGAUGCUUGUGUCGAGCAUGACCUCGUCGAUGCACUGCAAGUGUCCAUCUACCCGGAAAUUCUCUUCACUAAAGCGGGGAAGAUAUUGCAUCGCGAUAAAGUGGUUCGGAGUGCAGAUGAGUGGUCGAAGAUAAUGGCAUUCUUCUACUAUAAAGCCGUCAGGCCAUCAUGCUUAGAUGAAACUGCUGGCAAAGAUGAAGAGAAGAUUCCAUCGCUCUCAUAGAGGAGGUUGAUUAAAAACGAUAUGGGUAGUAUGAAGAUAGCAAUGUUAUCAUAUUCAGCAUAGAUAGUUUGCAUAAAUUUGUUUCUCUUUUGUUUGCUUGAAUAAAAACUUAUUUCAACAUCAUUUAGGCAGGAUAGUUUGAUGCAAAGUUUGUGGAGUAUAAUUGUUGUAGUCCAACAAUGAACUGAUCGGAUUAAUGCCCCAAGAAGAGAUGGUGAUAAAUUACGAGAGUAUACAUUAAGAGGGAUGAUGUCUGAACCAAGAUGAAAUUGUUAAAUAUUGAUCAUAAUUGUCCUAAUGCAGAAUUUGUUCUAUU